Aaosphaeria arxii CBS 175.79 is the source of this 1899-nucleotide messenger RNA. Its product is annotated as kinase-like protein. The record is from RefSeq and is a predicted model, not a curated record. Gene Ontology annotation, cellular component: cytoplasm. Gene Ontology annotation, molecular function: tau-protein kinase activity; protein serine/threonine kinase activity; ATP binding. Lineage: Eukaryota; Fungi; Ascomycota; Dothideomycetes; Pleosporales. Gene Ontology annotation, biological process: protein phosphorylation; intracellular signal transduction; microtubule cytoskeleton organization. The coding region runs from base 1 to 1899 and encodes 632 amino acids. The transcript has 2 exons.
AUGGCCCCAUUAGCGGGAUCCUCACAUUCUUUCCAGAAACUCAAGCUCGAUACUACUGCGUCGCAUAAACCCGUCAAGUCGACUUUCGCCUCCAUCAGUCGCAACGACCAGCACGCGCCGCCGCAGCAGCGACAGCCGCAACAGGCCGAACCGCACAAUGGGCCAGAUUCCUCACUCUUGAGUGCCUCUGACUUCAUCGGUUCCAAUUACUUCGCCGCUUCGCACAAUUCAGUCUCGUCUCACAGGGGCGACCAGAAUGGCGAAGCCAAGCUCGAUGACAUCGAAACCCGCUUCCGGAACCGAACGACAUCCAUAAGUUUCGACAAUGCCGUUACGCUUGACAGCGGAAAUCGUCUAAGCGUCGAAGAGCCGCUUCCGAAAUUCUCUAGUUCACGCGCCGCGUCCGACGAUGAAGACGAUGCCCGCUCCUCCGACCAGGACUAUAUCGAGAUUCCGGCCAAAGAACGGCGGCAUCCCAUGCAUCGUUUGUAUGGCCAGUCUCCCUUCGCUGUGCUGCCGCGCACUGCUUCCAAUUAUGUCAAAGAUGCCCCAUUCCAUGACCAGGAUCAUGUUGCUUCCCUCACCUCUGAUGCAACCGCAUCUCCGGUGAUGGACGAGGUCCGCACCCCGCCAGAGACCCCGUCUGAGUACAUGCUCUCUCCGAUCCCUGCGACCUCUCCCAUCGAGUUCCCGCCAUUUGGAAUGCCCCGACGACAGCCUCCGGCACGCACACGGAGUUACCGUUCCGAGAUGGACGGGGAGGCCAAUGGAAGUUUGCGCAAAACUAGUCGCCGCUCCUCGACCCGCUCUGGUCGGUCUCUGUCUUCCAUGUCGCCAGCAGCGUCGUUUCUGUCCCGUUACAAGGUUACCGAUGCUCCUCUGAAGCCGAGCGAACCAGACGACGAAGGUCAGGGCAUCGGCUACCAAAAUGAAUACAUCAUUGGCAAGCAAAUCGGCUAUGGCGGCUUCAGCGUCGUUAAAGAGGUCAGCACAAUCGAGAACGGGGUCAGAGUCGUGCAUGCCGUCAAGAUCGUGCGCAAGCAACUCAAGAACAAGUCAGAGGUGGACAAUGAGCAGAUUCAGACCCAGUUUGAUCACGAGGUGGGCAUUUGGCGGUUCCUGAGGCAUCCUUACAUAUUGCCACUGCUCUGUGUGUACAACACGGAUUUCGCGACUUUCUGCAUCACGAAAUUGAACAAGGGCGGAACCCUUCACGACCUGAUUCGGGAUAUUCGCCGAAAGAAUCUGAAGGGUCUCCCAACACAUUUGGCAAAACGGUACACAUGUCAACUAGCAUCAGCCCUUCGUUAUUUGCAUAACGAUGUCCUUGUGGUCCACCGAGACGUCAAGUUGGAAAACUGCCUUCUGGAUAUGACCGUUCCUAAUGCCGAGAAGGAUGGUGGGGAUGUUUUGCUAUGUGACUUUGGAAUGGCUGACUUCUUCGUGAGCGACCAACGAGACGGGCCGGAACCGCAUUCUACUGGUGACAAUCAGAAUAUUGGACCGGCGGACACAAGCACAUCGAUCCAAGGGAGUCUUCAGUACGCCGCACCCGAACUUUUCGGCGCUACGGGGUCCGUAUUUUCACCAGCGGCAGAUAUUUGGGCUUUCGGUGUUGUGGUGUACGCGCUGCUGACCGCAAGACUACCUUUCAACGAGGGGUUGGACGCGAAAACGAUAGUGAGAAUCCAGAAGGGAGAGUGGGAUGCAGAAGCCGUUCGCCAGGCCGAAGCUCUGCAAGACGGUGGAGUGGAAGAAGCAAUGGAGUUGCUUACCGGAUGUUUGACUGUGGAUCCGGACAAACGCUGGACCAUUAAUGACGUCCUUUCUUGUUCGUGGCUGGCAGGAUGCUCACAUAUAUACGAAGAUGUGACACGAUCCUGGCUCGCUGGUUCAUAG